UAUCGCCGCCCCUCUCUUCGCUUGUGCCCGCCCUCUCUGCUGAGCUGUACCUCUUCCUUACCGCAGGUCUGGCAGUGAGAGGAGAGCAGAGCAGCCAUGGCGGUGCGGUCCAUGCAAGCAGCGAGGUGCCCCACAGAUGAGCUUUCCAUUACCAACUGUGCCGUGGUCAAUGAGAAAGAUUUCCAGUCUGGCCAGCAUGUGAAUGUGAGGACUUCCCCAAACCAUCGCUAUAUAUUCACUGUCAAGACCCAUCACACAAUAUUGCCAGGAAGCAUUGCUUUCAGUCUCCCACAGAGGAAAUGGGCUGGACUCUCCAUUGGACAAGAUGUGGAAGUCGGGGUAUAUACUUUCGACAAGACCAAGCAGUGCAUUGGCACCAUGACCAUAGAGAUCGACUUCCUGCAGAAGAAGAGCAUUGAUUCCAACCCUUAUGACACGGACAGAAUGGCAGCAGAAUUCAUUCAGCAGUUCAACAACCAGGCCUUCUCCGUUGGCCAGCAGCUGGUGUUUAGUUUCAAUGACAAGCUUUUUGGGUUAGUGGUGAAAGACAUAGAGGCCAUGGAUCCAAGCAUUUUAAAGGGAGAACAGUCAACAGGAAAGAGGCAGAAGAUAGAAGUUGGACUGGUGGUUGGGAACAGCCAGGUGGUGUUUGAGAAGGCUGACAGCUCUUCUCUGAAUCUCACAGGCAAAUCAAAGACAAGGCAGGACCGUCAAUCUAUAAUCAACCCAGACUGGAAUUUUGAGAAGAUGGGCAUUGGAGGGCUGGACAAGGAGUUCUCAGAUAUCUUCAGAAGAGCCUUUGCCUCCCGAGUCUUCCCACCAGAGAUUGUGGAGCAAAUGGGCUGCAAGCAUGUAAAAGGCAUUCUUCUGUUUGGCCCACCUGGUUGUGGCAAGACCCUGAUGGCUCGACAGAUCGGUAAAAUGUUGAAUGCCCGGGAACCCAAAGUGGUGAAUGGCCCUGAAAUUCUGAACAAGUAUGUGGGAGAGUCAGAGGCAAACAUCCGCAAACUCUUUGCAGACGCAGAGGAGGAACAGAGAAGGCUGGGUGCCAAUAGUGGGCUGCACAUAAUCAUCUUUGAUGAAAUAGAUGCCAUCUGCAAGCAAAGAGGUAGCAUGGCUGGCAGCACUGGGGUGCAUGAUACUGUGGUCAACCAGCUGCUGUCCAAGAUAGAUGGUGUGGAGCAGCUCAACAACAUUCUAGUGAUUGGUAUGACUAACAGGCCUGAUCUGAUAGAUGAAGCUCUUCUGAGACCUGGAAGAUUGGAAGUGAAGAUGGAGAUUGGGCUUCCUGACGAGAAGGGUCGCCUGCAGAUAUUGCACAUCCAUACAGCUCGGAUGAGGGAGCACAGUCUUCUCUCAUCAGAUGUGGAUGUUGGUGAACUGGCACAAGAAACCAAAAAUUUCUCUGGAGCAGAACUGGAGGGGCUGGUGAGGGCAGCCCAGUCAACAGCUAUGAAUCGGCACAUCAAGGCAACCAACAAAGUGGAGGUUGAUAUGGAAAAGGCAGAACGCCUGCAAGUGACAAAAGGCGAUUUCUUCACUUCUUUAGGGAAUGACAUAAAACCUGCUUUUGGAACAAACCAAGAGGACUAUGCCAGCUACAUUAUGAAUGGCAUUAUUAAAUGGGGCGACCCUGUUACUCGGGUUCUUGAUGAUGGAGAGCUGUUAGUCCAGCAAACGAAAAACAGUGAUCGUACUCCACUUGUUAGCGUUUUACUUGAAGGACCUCCACAUAGUGGCAAAACAGCCCUGGCUGCCAAGAUCUCAGAGGAAUCUAACUUUCCUUUUAUUAAGAUUUGCUCACCGGAGAAGAUGAUUGGGUUCUCUGAGACAGCCAAGUGCCAGGCCAUAAAGAAGAUCUUUGAAGAUGCGUACAAAUCACAGCUGAGCUGUGUCGUGGUCGAUGACAUUGAGAGGCUCCUAGAUUAUGUCCCUAUUGGUCCUCGCUUCUCCAACCUAGUGCUGCAGGCUCUACUUGUCCUUUUGAAGAAGGCCCCUCCUCAGGGUCGCAAGCUGCUAAUUAUUGGCACCACCAGCCGGAAGGAUGUGCUUCAGGAAAUGGAAAUGCUUGAUGCAUUUAGCACAACCAUUCGUGUCCCAAAUAUCGUCACAGGUGAACAACUCAUGGAAGCCUUAGAGCUCCUGGGAGGUUUCAAGGACAACGAAAGAUCAGUAAUCGCUCAACAAGUUAAAGGCAAAAAAGUGUAUAUUGGAAUCAAAAAACUGCUGAUGCUUAUUGAGAUGUCCAUGCAGAUGGAUCCAGAAUACCGGGUUAGCAAGUUCCUUGCUCUUCUCAAAGAAGAGGCAGCAGAGCCCGUCCAUCGUGGCUAUGACUAACAUACUGUCUCUCCCAGAUGGAAGUGAACAUUGAAGCCGUUACCACAUUAAGACGUUAAACAUUCCCCAAAGUGCAGCUCUACCAGGGAAGGCUGGAUUCUCGAAUUGUGCUGCUGGCUCUGUGAUUUCUCCGUCACGUGGUGCAUGUUCUUAAUAAAUACCUUCUUGUCCGUCGUCCGAAGCUGUCGCAAUACUUCCCUCUCUAUCAGCUUCCUGAACUACAAAUGCCCAAAGCAGGCUGUGAUCCACUGCUGUCUUUCAAUAGGUAUUCUGUAACUCUGAGAUGGUAAUUGGUAAGCUUCUCAGAUAACCUUUAAAGGGCCGCGAUAACUUUAUUUUUACCCUAUGUAUUUUUCUAAUAGAAAUAUUAAAAAUGAAACAAUUUCCCUUUUUGUUUUGUUUCCCCCUGGCUUCUACGAAGGUGCAGUUUCAGCCUUGUCUAAACUGCCAUUGUCACAGGAAAUCUUUGUUUGCUGCAAGUGUAUUGCUACACUGGAAGCAAAUAAAGACGAUUGCCUGUACAAUGGAUUGUACUAUUGCCAGAAGUUAGCUGGCGGAGGGAAAAGUUGACCAGCAGGGUGGUAGGAUUUUAUUGUGGGCUGCAGCAAAAAUAUAAAAAGAUUACUUCUCUGCCCUAGUAUAUGUAUGCCUCCAUACUAGGCACAAUUCUCCAUGGAGAUAUAAGGGGGUCAGAAAUAGACAGCUAUAUUACCAUGCAGUAGUGCAUUAGGUUAAUGGACGAAAGUUGUUAAAUUCAAGGCCCAGACACUAUAUAAGACACUGUAUUAUAUACUAUUGUUGAAAGAGUUACAGAUCGCUAUGCCCUAGUGCAGGGAUCACUAAUGAUUUGAUCACAGGCUUAGGCUUUGCAUGCCCUGCUGAAAUCUGCCUGGCCACAGUGGGGGGGUAUGGACACCGCAAUGGUUUGCUCAUCAGUAUCUUAGAUAAGAGCCAAUGGGAUUUGUGGGGCCCAGCCUUCCCCCAGUAUGUGCAUAAUGUUCGUCGGAUCCUUGGCCCUAUGACGUUCUCUUGAGGUAAUAAGUGCUGUGAUUAUGUUGCUGCUUUUCUUUGCCUCCCUUACCUUUCAUAGCCCAUGGCUGCCCACAUCCCCCACACCUUUCCACUCCACUGUACAUGUAUAUUUUUAUUGUGAAUUUUGAGUAUUUUGUGGGAUAUCGCAACUGAAACCAGUUGCAGUAAAGUUAUUAUUUAUCCGA
This is a messenger RNA of Xenopus tropicalis (tropical clawed frog), 3554 nucleotides long. It is a transcript of the gene nsf, whose product is annotated as N-ethylmaleimide sensitive factor. Gene Ontology annotation, cellular component: cytoplasm. Bases 97 to 2337 code for a protein of 746 amino acids. Gene Ontology annotation, molecular function: ATP hydrolysis activity; ATP binding. Gene Ontology annotation, biological process: SNARE complex disassembly. NCBI's taxonomy places the organism in Eukaryota, Metazoa, Chordata, Amphibia, Anura, Pipidae. The transcript has 21 exons. The record is from RefSeq and is a predicted model, not a curated record.